AUGGCCUACAGGGGAGGAUAUGGUGGCGGAGGUGGAGGUUCACAGCGUCCGUAUGCUGGUCCAGCGGCGCCCCGACCUGGUCCUAGAGGAGGAUAUAAUGAAGGACCUUCACAGCAGCAGUUUGGCGGCCGGCAACCACUUAACGAAUAUCAGGACGGAUAUGGAUACGACAGCCAGGGAGGAGGCUAUGCAGAUGAAGGCCCUCAACAAUACCAAGAUGAUUACGGACCCGGCCCGACAAGAGGAGGCCCAAUGCCUCCAUAUGCGAGGGGCGGUGGUCCUAUACCCCGUCCUGGAACUGCUGAUGGCAUCCGCGGAGGCUCUUAUCCCCAGGGUAGAGGCAUGGGACCGGGACCUGGCCGUGCGAUGCCGGCACGGGGUGGUCCAGCGGGAGGUAGACCUGCGCGACGACCGCCUCCAACUCAUCCAGACCCCGGGUAUGGUGGCUACGAGCAGGACCGACAGUUGGCUGGCCAAAUGUCCGGCAUGGAUUUAAAUGGCCAAAGGUCAAGAUCCGACGGAAGAUCCAGCUAUGAAACGACACGAAGUCAAGAUGAUUACGGGCGACCCCAAGGCUACGGAGGCCCCCGACAAGGUCCGCCUGCUGGACAGGCUGGGGCUGGCUUUGGAGGCUAUGAUGAUGGCUAUGGCACCGCGCCUCAGCAACCGGCGAGAAAUGAGUUCGGACCACCAAGUCGAAGCAUGACAAUGCCGGUCAACGAUUUCCCAGCUGCUCAAAACAUGCCACCUCCACGACGAGUAGGUACGGCCCCAUUUAACGGACCAGGAGGCCCUGGAGGCGUACCGGCAAGGCCCUCAACUGCUGGCGGUCAUCGCCCUCCUCCUCAAAGAAUUUAUCCGCAGGAUCGUCAGGUACCGGCUCGAGACCCUUACGGAGGCGGCUACCAAGAUGAGCGAGGAGGAUACAAUGGUGCGCCUGCAGCAUCCGGACAAGGUUCUCGCCCAGGUCCCUCGCCGUCGGUUGAUGAGGUGUUCGACUCAUAUUAUGCCACUCCCGGAAUGAGCGGCUCUGAUCAGCAUGAUCAGUACGGUGCACCUGUGAACCAAAGUCGCGGGUCCCUCGACCAGUCGAUGCGGCCAGCUGUAGAGCAGUCGCAGCCUGGAGCCCACGGCACGCCGAGAUUGCAUCACGCCAAAUCGGAGGCCAAUUUUCAUGAACCACAAGCUGCUGUCUUUGAGAUGGCUGGCGAUAUCCCCUCGAUGCCUCCCGUACCACAAGUGCAGCCUUACCGGCCAGAAUAUGGCCAGGGUUAUAGUGCGUCGCCAGUGGGCUACGAUCAACUGCCCCCGCGUGGCCCCAGUGCGCCGCCAGGACCGAUCCACGACAUGAGAGCCGGGGGCAACAUGGGCAUGUCUAGGCACGGGACUGCGUCGUCCAUACACACAACCUCAGACACUCUUCCUUCGCAUCCUACGCCUGUUCGACCGGGAUUAAUGGCUAACUCGAUGGUGAAUAUGAAUGACCGACCUCCCCCUGUGCGGAACUAUGGCGGUGUUCCACAACAGCAGCAACCUCAGCAGCAACCUCAGCAGCAACCUCAGCAAUAUGCCCAAUCUCUACCACCUCAACCACAACAGCAGCCGCAACAUCAACAGCCUCCUCCGGCUCGAGGCGGAUACCCGUCCAAUGUGGAAAUAGGACAAAUCCAGGAGCCGGUAACGCCGCAGGAGUUGGAGCGUCUACGGAUGGUUAUAAAGGUCAAUGCCAACGAUCAGGAAUCAGCUUUGCGCCUAGCAAAAAGACUGAUUGAAGCCGCCGACGUUUUGGCGCCAAAGCUACCUGACCCCAAGCAACGGGCAAAGGCUCGUGAGCGAUACCUAAUGGACUCGCACAAGGUGCUAAAGAAGCUUUCCAACGCACAGAAUUCAGAGGCCAUGUUUGUUCUGGCAGAUAGCCUCGGAAAGGGACUGUUUGGCAACGAGCCAGAUAACAAGGAGGCUUUCACCCUGUACCAGUCUGCUGCAAAGGUGGGACAUGCGGCUGCUGCGUACCGUACUGCAGUCUGUUGCGAGAUUGGACAUGAGGAUGGCGGCGGCACGCGUAAAGACCCUCUAAAGGCGAUGCAGUGGUACAAGCGCGCAGCAACACUUGGCGACCCUCCAGCCAUGUACAAGGUUGGUAUGAUUCUCCUCAAGGGGCUGCUGGGUCAACCCAAGAAUCCACGCGAAGCUGUGAGCUGGUUGAGACGCGCGGGAGAGAGGGCCGAUGCGGAGAAUCCCCAUGCUCUCCAUGAGCUUGGCCUACUCUACGAAUCUGCUUCCGGAAACGACGCCAUCAUCCGAGACGAAAGCUAUGCCCUGGAAUUGUUCCAAAAGGCUGCGGAUUUAGGCUACAAGUUCUCACAAUAUCGCUUGGGCUGUGCAUUCGAGUAUGGUGCAUUGGGCUGUCCCAUCGAUCCAAGACAGUCCAUCUACUGGUAUUCACAGGCUGCUCAGCAGGAAGAGCACCAGUCAGAGCUGUCCCUUAGCGGAUGGUACCUGACAGGGAGCCCAGGAGUUCUGGCCCAAAACGACACAGAGGCAUAUCUCUGGGCGAGAAAGGCGGCAGUGGCUGGUCUGGCAAAGGCAGAAUACGCAAUGGGAUACUUUACAGAAGUGGGAAUCGGUGUCGCUGCGAACUUGGAGGAUGCCAAACGGUGGUACUGGAGAGCUGCUGCCCAGGACUUCCCCAAGGCCAGAGAUCGCCUAGAAGACCUCAAACGUGCUGGCAAAGGCGGGCAAUUCAAACCCCAGCAGCGUAUUUCACGUAGUCGCAUCGAGCGAGAACGACAAGAAGGAGAGUGUGUGGUAAUGUGA
Molecule: messenger RNA, 2817 nt
Organism: Pochonia chlamydosporia 170
Lineage: Eukaryota; Fungi; Ascomycota; Sordariomycetes; Hypocreales; Clavicipitaceae
Product: chitin synthase activator (Chs3)
Exons: 3
Coding region: 1-2817 (938 amino acids)
Molecular function (GO): protein binding
Source: RefSeq, a predicted model, not a curated record